This is a messenger RNA of Fusarium fujikuroi IMI 58289, 624 nucleotides long. RefSeq lists its product as uncharacterized. Bases 1 to 624 code for a protein of 207 amino acids. The record is from RefSeq and is a predicted model, not a curated record. NCBI's taxonomy places the organism in Eukaryota, Fungi, Ascomycota, Sordariomycetes, Hypocreales, Nectriaceae. The transcript has a single exon.
AUGAGUAACCUCGGAAGAACGCCCGAAGGUCGCCUUUUAGCAUCCUUCACACCCUUCUCCGCCAUGGGCAAGAAGGAUCGGGUCCGCUACCAGCUCCGGUUGUGCGCCAACCAAAUGCAACAGCUUCUUGAUCAACUAAAUCCCGCCCACAAUAUCUCCCAAUCCCUCAAGAAUAGCAUCGCUCAAAUCCAGCACUUCAACAAUUUCGACCAGCCUAACGUGAUCUCACUAUGGAAAGAUCUUCUCCACGAGCCUCGCGCCUUUCCUUUCCGCUCUGAGGAAUUCUGCUCCCGAGGAGAGUCGCAAAGUCUUCUUGACAGACGGGCUGAGCGCAACCUGAAUAUUCCGACACUUGUCGUCGAUACUAAUAAUAACCGUGAAGGAGGUCUGCACUCCAGAAAGCGCAGGAAUGACGACGAGGACGAGCUGAUUCGACCUGACCACGGACAUGAAGAAGGUUCAAUUGGGGUAGAGAAGGAGUUUGAAUCUCACGGCAUCAUCGACAAAAUGAAUGAUCCAGCGACCAAGUGGAAGGUCUUACGAAAGCGAAGGAAUGGCGACUAUGACGGCGAUGAUGAGCUGAAUCAACCUCAACCAAAGCGCACUAAGCUCUCUAAGAAGUAG